Molecule: messenger RNA, 768 nt
Organism: Cladophialophora yegresii CBS 114405
Lineage: Eukaryota; Fungi; Ascomycota; Eurotiomycetes; Chaetothyriales; Herpotrichiellaceae
Exons: 2
Coding region: 1-768 (255 amino acids)
Source: RefSeq, a predicted model, not a curated record
AUGGCUGACGCGAGUUCUGAGGCUGCUGCUGGCAGAUACGUCAUUCCACCUCGUCGCGACCACGAGUCCUCUGCCGAUCCACCGACAACUCCCACACCGACUGGUCGAAACGGAUCUACCAAUGGGAAGGACUCCGUCGGUACAAUCACAAAUACUUCGAGCGUCGUCCCCGUUACCCGCUAUGCCAUACCAGACGCCCUGAAGCCGCGUAGUCCGAACUCUCAGUUCAAGGAAGAGUUGCACCACAGUCUCCGGAGGCUCGACAGCGACUACUAUGUCAAAUUCUUCCGGGCAGAGCUAGUAAAGCAGCUUCGCCAGAGGAACACUCACGUCUCGCAUAAGCCUUCAGGCAAGCCAGAGUAUGUCGCAGAUACCAGUGCUUCAAUCGCCUUCAUCAACGCCCUAGCACACACCAUUGAGCGCCACGAGAAGCCGAGUCCAGGGGUUGACAGUGCUAUCUGGGAUGCUCAAAUCGAGAGGCUUUUGGAGUGCUUGGACCAAGACUACGACGCGACGACAGCCAGUGAUAUCGGACACGGCAGAGCAUUAGAAGAGUAUCCUGAUAUUCAUACUACAAUUCUUUGGGCACUCGAGACUCUUCGCGGACGACUUCACGAGCUGAAAGGUUCUGCUCAUGCCAACAUCUCCGCUGAGCCUGAACCGCCAGCUCUGGCCCUUGAGAACAGAUCAAUCACCAAGGGGCUAUUCUUCUGGUUCAUGUUGACCCUGUUGGCGGCAAUGCUUUACUGGGUCUGCCCUGGCUUGUAG